GAUCAGUAGGUUGGCUUUCUCAUGUUCCAGCUCUCAGUUUUGCUCUUGCUCUUUCGUUCAGGCGACAUUAAUCAGAUGGGAGCGCAGUUCCGCUCCAGGCCAGCAGAGGGAGUGUCAGGCUGGCAGCAGUGGCAAACUCAGCCACACACUCAAGGCACCGCAGACGCACACCAGCAGCCUCAAAACAGCCAGACAGAGAUGUUUCAAGAUGUUAUCUCCAUGUUGGAUCAAACCGGCAGCUUCGGCAACGAUGAUUUCGCCGAGAUGCCCAUGUUUCCUCCUUUCCCCGAGUGAUCCCGCUUCACUCCCUGUUGCUCUCUCACACGCCAUUUCUUACUCGUUUAACCAAAUCAAUGGCAGAGCGGAGGCACGGAGGGAUCUAAAACGAGAGCGAGACUGAUGCAUU
This is a messenger RNA of Sinocyclocheilus rhinocerous, 406 nucleotides long. Its product is annotated as aryl hydrocarbon receptor nuclear translocator 2-like. The transcript is spliced from 2 exons. Lineage: Eukaryota; Metazoa; Chordata; Actinopteri; Cypriniformes; Cyprinidae. The coding region runs from base 22 to 294 and encodes 90 amino acids. The record is from RefSeq and is a predicted model, not a curated record.